UAGGGAGUGAUCCCUGCGGAAAGCAGAAGGGGGGGGGAGGGAAAGAUGUGCUUGGUAGUGGGAUCCCAUUGGAGGUGGCGUAAGUUUCCUAAUUUAAAACAAAAUUUGUCCCUUGAAAUGAGGACCAAUUUACAUUUCUUAAGUCCACUUCAAUAAAGUUCUUUUCUCUGGUAAAAUUUCAGUUCCAGGUCAACCUGACUUCAUCAAACGACUCCUCCAAACACUUUGACCAGUCAAGCAAAUGCUUUUGUUUUAAACAGCUAACAAUAAGUCAGCUCUUUUCAAACAGAUUAAUAAAACAAAAUGUUACUUUCAGAACGCCUUGACGCUUCGCCUGAAAGUAACCGGUAGAUUUUAUGUGGAGUGCGUCCACACCUGAAGAGUAGCCACCAUAUCAAUGUAUUGGUAUUGAGGUGGCUAGUGUAGAGCAGAAGGGGGAACAAUAAAACUUUUUCGGCUUACAUCAUUAAAUAGAGGGCUCACCGCUGAAAAGUGAUAUAUAAAAUGUUUCCGGAAACUUCAGAGUUUCAGUACGAGAACCCUGUUUGGAAAGCCCAGGUUGCGGCCGGUUCCGUGAUUGACAGCCCGUGUCAUUGCCAGGCGCUCGUGCGGGGGCAAUGCACCACCUGCGCCGGCAGCCAAUCGGAGCUGCGCUGCCGUGUGACGUCAAGGGCAACUAAACGGGCUGCUUUGUCCGUGUAAACAGGGCCGGGCGGGCGGACACAGGCCGCUCGCUCCUUUUCUUUGUCUGUUAUUUUGUUUCAGAGUGUGCUCCCCUCUACACUGGAGAAGCCAAAGACUGGGUGACUUUGCAGAACACUUCUACUUGUUCCUGAGAAAAUCUGAGCAUCCAUUCUUCUGCCACAUUAGUCCCAAGAUCUACUUCCAAUCUGUCUUCAGCCUCCUACCUUACUCCAGUGCUGUCCACAGCAGUCACAAAGCAAGGGACCCAAAAGAACCCAAUUUAAAAAAAUAAAGACCCGUCCCCAAUGCACACAGAAGUGGAGAAGAAAAACAAACAAAUCAUGCAAACAACAGAAGCAAGCGCCAACAACAGCACUCUGAGCCAAAUUGAGCCUUAGCUUCGUGGAGAGAGGAGCCUCCAGUGUAUCUGGGCCAGCAUUUAAAUUAUUCAAACAGCAGAUUGUACCUCGCACUAGGACCCAAGUCUCACUGUGGCGAAUCAAUCUGGGCCUAGAUCUCACUGCAGAAGAAAUUGUUCUCAACCUGUCCAAAUUGGUUCGGCACCCAAAGUGUUGCAGUCACACCUUGCCCUUCCAGUCUGUAUGGACCAGCAUUUAGAUUGCCGAAACAGCAGAUUGUACUUUGCAUUAGGACCUGUACCUUGUCGUGGCAAAUUGCUCCAGGUCUAGAAAACGCCGGCCAGCAAUUCACUUUGGACCUGGAUUUUUGCUAUUAAAGAAGCAGUUUUCGACCUCUCCAGAUGGGCUCGUCAUUCAGAGCGAUCUACCUCUCACCUGGGUGUUUUGGAGGAACAUGGCUCAAGAAACCAACCAGACUCAAGUGCCUAUGCUGUGCACCACUGGCUGUGGAUUUUAUGGGAACCCACGAACGAAUGGCAUGUGUUCUGUUUGCUAUAAGGAUUUUCUUCAGAGGCAAAAUAAUAAUGGCAGAAUCAGUCCUGGAUCUGCCAACUUGAGCAGUUUAACAGAUGUGUAUCCUGUUCAAUGCACAGAAGGAAACCCCUCAGAAUUAUCAUCAUCAUUCUCUUCUUCUACAUCUGGCCAUUCUAGUCCACAACCUGUAAUGGGAAGAGGGAAAAGGGGAAGAAAACAAAAAGAGAAGAAGGGAAGAUCUAUUAAAAAAGAGGGAAGAAAGGGAAGGAAGAGAUCAGUGUCCAAUCAGUUGCUGCUAGUAUCUGAAGAAUCUGUAACAAAUCCCCAAAGCGAUGGAGAACGUACAGAAGAUAAACAAGAAAUAUCCAAAAAAGAAUUACAGGCCUCUACAUCAAAAGAAAUUGCACAGACUUCUUCUGAUGGACAGGACAAGUCCCCUGAAAAACCCAAACAGAAGAAGAAUCGUUGUUUUACCUGCCGCAAGAAAGUGGGACUUACAGGAUUUGAUUGCAGAUGUGGAAAUUUAUUCUGUGGAUUACAUCGUUAUUCUGAUAAACACAGUUGUCCUUAUGAUUACAAAGCUGAUGCUGCUGAAAAAAUAAGGAAAGAAAAUCCUGUUGUAGUUGGAGAGAAGAUCCAGAAAAUUUGAACUGCUACUUAGAUUAAAUUUCUUUUUCUUUUAAACCACGUGAACCUAAUUAAACAGCGGAGAGGAUAAGCUGAGCUUUGUAGUUCAUUCUGGGAAUUUGGAGCAUUGUACUUGCAUAGAUCUUUAAAUCAUGCAUGCACGGACAAUAGAAUCUGAGAAAUGACUGAAGAGUUCUUUCACUUUUCUUUGAAUAUUCUGUGGUUGGAAAAUUACUGCAUAUUUAGAAGCAUCCAUUUUACAGCCAUAUUAAUCUUAGUUAAGUGUUGAUCUUAUUUUUAAAGCAAAGUAGAAGUAUUGGAGGGCUGUGCUUUUCCAAUAUCACAUGCAUGGUUCAGGUUUGCAUUUCUUCUUUUGUGUACGUGGCCUUUCUCUACAGCACGAUUUUCUAACAUAGCAGGGCACAAAUGGGCCUACCAGUAACUGAAUGUAUGCUAAUCUCUGCUUUGUUCUGUUUAUGAGAAGGCCCUCAUGCAUUGGCAUCCUAGCUUGUUUGCUGCUCCAUUUCAUUAUUUAUGUACUUCAAGCAAAUGUAUGUGGUUUGAUUUUACAGUAUGUAUCCUGAUUGAAAAGACUUCAUACACACUUCAGUGCUGACUACAAGUAUAAUCAGAAAAAUGCCAGUGAUGCUUAACUCUGAGCAUACAUGAAACAAGGAUGGUAAUUGUGCUGUAUUUAUGUUAGUUUAUUCACUGUCUUAACUUUGAUUAAAUAAAAUUAUAAAGGAAAA
Messenger RNA from Hypanus sabinus (Atlantic stingray), 2953 nucleotides. RefSeq names its product zinc finger, AN1-type domain 6 (gene zfand6). The record is from RefSeq and is a predicted model, not a curated record. The transcript is spliced from 9 exons. Gene Ontology annotation, molecular function: DNA binding; zinc ion binding. NCBI's taxonomy places the organism in Eukaryota, Metazoa, Chordata, Chondrichthyes, Myliobatiformes, Dasyatidae. The coding region runs from base 1498 to 2226 and encodes 242 amino acids.